AUGUCGACUCCUCUCAUCCAGCAAUUCCCUUCCCUCGCGGCAUACCCCCCGUCAUUCCUCAAAGACCUCUUGUCCUCUCCCGAGCUUACCGAAGCAUUCCUUUUCUCGCUCCCCGAAGUCCAACAACUUGCAGCAGAGGUCGAGCGUGUAGGAAGGGAGAAUGAUGAAAUCGCCGGCAAAAAUCUGGAGUUAAGAGAUGAGCUGCUGGCAUUGAGAGAUGCUACAGCGCAGUCUUAUGCCCAUGCUGAGGGCCUGAAGAGGCAUUGGACUGAUAUUGAAAAGAACCAGAAAGAUCUGUAUCAGCGCGUCCGACCAUCCUUCCUGCAUCUACGGCUUAAACAUUCCUUGUCAGCCCAAGACGAAGCAUCCGAAAAGAUCGCAAGCGCGUUUAUUGAAGGGAGGUCUGCUGGUAAUAGUCGCCCUGGGUCAAGGAUAGACUCACCCGUGCCCAUUGGAGAUGGUCCUGCGGACAGGCAAUCACAGAAUAGGGCCAUAGACGACUUCAUCCAAGAGUUUAAGGCGUCUAGGAAGACGUAUCACAAACGGGCCAUCUGGGCCGAGAGGUGGUCCCGGGGGGAGAUCGCAUGGAGAGAUGAUUGA
Molecule: messenger RNA, 600 nt
Organism: Cryptococcus wingfieldii CBS 7118
Lineage: Eukaryota; Fungi; Basidiomycota; Tremellomycetes; Tremellales; Cryptococcaceae
Exons: 4
Coding region: 1-600 (199 amino acids)
Biological process (GO): protein targeting to vacuole; protein targeting to membrane; ubiquitin-dependent protein catabolic process via the multivesicular body sorting pathway
Cellular component (GO): ESCRT I complex
Source: RefSeq, a predicted model, not a curated record